UCCAGCAUGGACACAGGGUCAAAUUCCACAUUUUUCCUGCGGCUCUGUGCGCACAGUGUUACAACUCUACAGUCUGUGACCGCCAGAAUAAGGAGGGCCAUUGAUGGAAAAUGUCUCCACCCAAACACACAGCAACACACUCAAUCCCACCUCACACUCUGGCCCAGCUGGCACGAGAGUGGCUGGCAGAGGACACGCCAAACUUUGAUCCAGCAGGCGUGUGUGUGGGGUCACAGGAGGUUGAAGCAAGGCUGCUGUGUAAGACACCACACAGCAUCCUGGCAGGGGGCCCCUUCUUCACAGCAGUGUUCACGGAGGUCGGGUGCACUGUGGACUGGAUUUACCAGGAGGGAGCAGAGAUUGGUCCAGAUGCUGUCACAUUGAUUGCUGUGGUGAGAGGUCCAGCAAGGUGCCUCCUCCUAGGGGAAAGGCCAGCUCUCAACUGCCUGGCCAGGGCCUCUGGGAUUGCCACUCGCUGUUCUGAGCUCCAGGCCAAGGCUAUAGCAGGAGGAUGGCACGGAGAAGUGGCUGGCACACGCAAGACCACCCCAGGCUUCCGUCUGGUGGAGAAGUACGCCAUGCUGGUUGGUGGCGUUUCCAUGCACAGACAGGACCUGAGUGGAAUGGUGAUGUUGAAGGACAACCAUGUCUGGGCAUCAGGAAGUAUCACAGAGGCUGUGAAAGCCGCCCGGUCAGUGUGUGGCUUCAGCAGUAAGAUUGAGGUGGAGUGUGGGUCUGCAGAAGAGGGCAGAGAGGCAGCUGGAGCAGGAGCAGACAUUGUUAUGCUGGACAACUUUCAACCUCAGGAGCUCCAUGCUGCAGCUCGUGCACUGAAGGUGGAGUUCCCAACUGUGCUGAUAGAAGCCAGUGGAGGAGUCACUCCAGAGAACUUAACUACGUAUUUCUCCCCACAUGUGGACAUUAUUUCCCUGGGCUGCAUAACACAGGGCUGCCCAGUUGUGGACUUUUCUCUCAAGGUUCAAAAGCCUACUCACUCAAGCCUCCACACCACAAGUAGGAUGGACAGACGGUCCCACGCUGAGUGAAGGAGAAAAUGUGAGAUUUUGAUCUGGUGAACAGAGGAGAAUUUUCAAAUAAUAAGAAAUAAUCAACAUACUGUUUGCUCACUCUGUCAUUAGUACUUUGACAUGGAGGAAAGGAGAAUAGAAACCACGCCAUGUGGACAAUUUCAUGUAGCUGUUGAAAACAACAUCUCACAGCUGUUGCAGCAGCAGUCAAGGUCAAAGUUAGUGUAAACUAACUAGGCUUCAGAGGCUACACAUUAUAUCAUUAGGUUAUUACUACUCAUGCAUUAAUGCAGCUGUAGCUGGUUGUGGCGGAAAUAAUUUUUAACUGUUUUGUAUAUUACAUAUAUAUGUAGAUUAAUGGACUGAACCAUGAAAUGUUUGUCAUUUAUGCCUGACAAAUUAUGAUUAUCAAAAUAGUUUCCAAAUCCUUUUCUGCCAAUCGACUUUUUAAGUAGGUCGUGGCUGAUAAAAAAAAAAUAAAAUCUACUGUGACAGAAACAAAUACAACCACCAACACAUUUAAAGGAACAUAUCCCUGUGAAUUUGAAACUUGGCUCAACACGAGUAAAAUCAUGGUGUUUGUUUUCUUCUUCCCUUUUUCAGUAUGAUCUCCUCUUUUUUGUUGACUCAGUAGACUGUACAACCACAAAAAUGUCUGCAGCUGGUUUUCUCAAAUGACUCCAUCCGAGGCUUCUGUGCUAAUGAUACCUGGGUGGAUCUGUCUAUGAAAAACUACCUCUGUCUUCAUAUAACAGCCUCCUUUUCUGUUAACAAGACAUGUCAAAAGUAUUUUUAUAGGUGAAAAAUAAAGGAUUUAGGAAUUACCAAAGAAA
Toxotes jaculatrix (banded archerfish) is the source of this 1861-nucleotide messenger RNA. RefSeq names its product nicotinate-nucleotide pyrophosphorylase [carboxylating]-like. Gene Ontology annotation, molecular function: nicotinate-nucleotide diphosphorylase (carboxylating) activity. Gene Ontology annotation, cellular component: cytoplasm. The record is from RefSeq and is a predicted model, not a curated record. Gene Ontology annotation, biological process: quinolinate catabolic process; NAD+ biosynthetic process. NCBI's taxonomy places the organism in Eukaryota, Metazoa, Chordata, Actinopteri, Toxotidae.